UCUUGGUGCUAACUGCUAAUGUGGCUCUUGUUGGGGCCUGUAUCCAGAGCGGCUGCCAAAUACUAGCACGUGACGACUAACCAAGCAAAAUUGGAUUCAAGCCCUGUUGCGUGGAGAGUGAUCUCACUACUUCCACGGCUCCGCUUCAAGUAUAAAAUCUGCAGUCGUAGUAGGGGGGGGCUCGUAUUCCUUCAGGGAACGGCUUCCAUAGCGCUGAAGCGAGGCGUGCCGCAUUGGGUUGUUCGAGAGCUCCUAGUGUUGCCCUACUACAUGAUGGAGGGCGAUCUCCCCACGCCCGCGAACGCUAGGGUUGUUGCCGUGGUCACCGGCGGCAACAAGGGGAUCGGGCUGGAGGUGUGCCGGCAGCUGGCCUGCAGCGGCGUCACCGUCGUCUUGACAGCCAGGGACGACGCGAGGGGCGCGGCGGCCGUGGAGAACCUCAGAGGCCUGGGGCUCUCCGAUGUCCUCUUCCACCGACUGGACGUUACCGACGCUCCGAGCAUCGCUCGACUCGCUGGUUUCCUCGAGACCCGUUUCGGGAAGCUAGACAUCCUGGUAAAUAAUGCCGCGAUUGGCGGGGUUGAGUAUGUUCAUGACCAAGAUUGUGGCUCAGUAACGAGCGAGGAAAAGGCAAAGUUGAGCGGCAUGGACAUGGAUCAGAGGCUUGGAUGGCUGUGGGAGAAUUGCCGGGAGACCUACGACGAUGCAAAGACAGGCCUACGAACAAACUACUACGGCACAAAGCAAGUAAUCGAGACUUUACUGCCUCUACUGCAAGCCUCCUCCGAUGGGAGGAUCGUUAACGUCUCCUCCCACUUCGGCCAGCUAAGGCUUUUCCGAAACGAGGAGCUGAAGCGGGAGCUGAACGACAUUGACAACCUCACCCCGGAGAGGCUGGAUGGCCUGCUGGACAUGUUCUUAAAUGACUUGGAGGCCGGCGAGGUGGAGUCGUCGAACGGCUGGCCGAUGUAUUUCUCGGCGUACAAGGUGGCCAAGGCGGCCAUGAACGCGUACUCGAGGAUCCUGGCGAGGCGGCACCCCGAGCUGCGCGUCAACUGCGUGCACCCCGGCUAUGUCAGGACCGACAUGACCAUACACUCGGGGCUGUUGACACCGGAGGAAGGUGGCAGCAGGGUGGCCAUGGUGGCGCUGCUGCCGGGAGGCGGGCCAACCGGCGCGUUCUUUGAAGAUUUUCAACAGUCGUCGUUCGUGUGAUGUUGAACAUGCAGCUGCAUCUCAUAUGUAUUCUAUAGAUAUUAUUUAUGUGAAAGAUGCUACAGUACGCUCCCCCUGCGUUUACAUUCAGCGCACCUCUGAACUCUUAAACUUCAAGUCUUCAACGACAAAUCUAGACAUGAUGCUGCAAAACAUUUUUAAUGUCUCCUCUUUCAAAACACGAGUUUCGUGCGUCAUGCACGAAGCACAAAGAGUUUUUUUU
Molecule: messenger RNA, 1438 nt
Organism: Zea mays
Lineage: Eukaryota; Viridiplantae; Streptophyta; Magnoliopsida; Poales; Poaceae
Product: (+)-neomenthol dehydrogenase
Exons: 5
Coding region: 271-1215 (314 amino acids)
Cellular component (GO): membrane
Source: RefSeq, a predicted model, not a curated record